GCCCAUGUGAGUGACCUCGUGGCGCCUUAUGUCGUAGAAAAAUGUCUUGCUUCCCUGUCUCGCAAACACGUCGCCGUCCUGUUUCAGAAUCGAGUUGACUCUGUUCCAUUGCCAACCAGCCAGUCCGUUCCUCGCCGCCCAUGCCGAUGCAACCACCGACCGUGACACGCGCCCUCACCAUAAGUACCGACCACAGGCCCGCCAUUCCAGUUCUCAGCUGCUUCCCACUCGAUUUGCCUCGAUAACCGGGUAACACUGGAUUCGACCAUUUCCGACCAUCAGCAAGGGGACAAUGGCCGGCAGCAGGGCGAUUCCGAAUCAUGCUGAUCUCCAGCCGUUCAACCAUGCCGUGGCAGGGCAUGAGGGGACGCUCUCUGACGCCGACGGCGUGCUCUUCAUCAAACCCUGUGUGCAGCAGGAGAUCGACUUCUACGAGAAGGCCUUCAGUGAGCAUCCUGAUUUUGCGGCGCUGAUGCCGGCUUAUAUCGGGACCCUUGCGCUCAACGACGCGACCGACGUCAACUCGCUGAACGAGCAGCUCCCCGCCGUGGCCGACUACAUGAGCCAGGAGUUGAAGGAAGAGGCGGUGCUCAUGGCGAAGACAGGCGCGACCAAGGCCGCAGCAGAAGCCGCCGAUGCACAAGAUGGGAUCCAAUGGAGGCCGAAUAAGAACCGGAGGAUCGCGACGAACACGUCGGUGGUGCUGGAAAACAGCACGCACGGCUUCAAGAAACCCAACAUCCUCGACGCCAAGCUCGGCCGGCGGCUGUGGGCCGACGACGCGCCCUUGGAGAAGCGCCAGCGGUUCGACGAGAUCAGCAAGUCGACCACGAAUGGCUCGCACGGCUUCCGCAUCGCCGGCAUGCGCGUGUACAAGGGCUCCGACAACCCGGCGGAGCUCAAUGCGGAUGGCUACAAGGUCUACGACAAGGACUACGGCAGGCUGCAGGUCACCAAGGACAACGUUGAGCGUGAGAUCGCAAAGUUCAUCUUCAACGAGCGCGCCGGCAUCGACGAGGAUCUGGGAAAGGCGAUUGCCCAGGCUUUUCUUGAGGACCUCCGACGGGUCGAGGAGGUUCUGGCCAGCUCGGAAACACGCAUGUACUCGUCGAGCUUGCUCUUUACCUUCGAGGGCGACGGCGAAGCACUGCGGGCCGCCAUUGAGAAGAACAAUGCCAUCGCGUCGGAGAUCGAACGGGGCGAUGCGCAAGUUGACGAGAUUGGCCUCGCACAAGAGAAAGUGGCGACUAUCGACUCGCAGGUGAUCUCUGGGCGCAUCGAAGGGGACCUCAAGGUGGUCGAGCUUAUGGGGGAUGUCGCGGCGGACGGGGAAGAGGAGGAUGACGACGAGGAGUCGAACCUGCCGCGCAUCUACUCCCUCAAGCUCAUCGACUUUGCCCACGCCGAGUGGGUUCCCGGACAAGGCCCCGACGAGAACAGCCUGCUCGGCGUCCGGAGCCUCAUCAAGAUCUUCGAGGAGCUGGCUAAGUAGGAUGGAGAUUGGAGAUGAGGGUUUAUCUUCCUUUUCCGUGUCUUCCCGAGCGAUGGUGUUGGGGCUUGGCUUCUCGCAUAGCGACUGAGACGAGGGCUUUCAUGAUUCAUGAUCUGAACGGGCGCUACGAAGACAGAGAACACCUACGGUCUGCAUGUCUUGGAUUUUUGGCUUAUAGUCUGCUGCAAGAAUACCCCUGGUUUCCAUUGCAUUUUCCUUUGAAUAGAUGCUAGAUGUCUGCAUUUAGAUUUUGCUGGAGUUCGGAAUCGCUACGAGGGCAUCGUGAUUGUCCAUUUGGGCAGCUGCUCAUGAACUACCCAAAGAAUUUGAUGUUUGGAUUGUUUGUGAGGUGACCUGGCCAGUGAUUUCGAGACCGAUUCCGCGUCGUC
Thermothielavioides terrestris NRRL 8126 is the source of this 1881-nucleotide messenger RNA. RefSeq lists its product as uncharacterized. Gene Ontology annotation, biological process: phosphatidylinositol phosphate biosynthetic process; inositol phosphate biosynthetic process. The transcript is spliced from 2 exons. Gene Ontology annotation, cellular component: cytoplasm; nucleus. NCBI's taxonomy places the organism in Eukaryota, Fungi, Ascomycota, Sordariomycetes, Sordariales, Chaetomiaceae. The coding region runs from base 293 to 1492 and encodes 399 amino acids. The record is from RefSeq and is a predicted model, not a curated record. Gene Ontology annotation, molecular function: inositol hexakisphosphate kinase activity; inositol-1,4,5,6-tetrakisphosphate 3-kinase activity.